AUGACCGAGUGCACGAAACUUCGGGUGAUCGAGGACCUCGACAAGACCGCGGACGCGAUGGCCGUUGGGCUAAGGCGUCUGCGGCUGAGGGUCCCAGGCGAGACAAAGCUGGUCGCGAGCUCCGACGAGCUCGGGGUGGAGUUUGAGCGGCGCCUCGUCAAGAACGGCAUUAUUGUGCAGUGCGUUCGCGCCACGGUCGACCUGGGCUCGGACAACGCUGCUGGGCGCAAGAGGGCCACGGUGCGCAUGAUCGAGCGUCGGGCUCGUGAUGCGUAUGAGGCGCUUGCCUUCAGAGCACGUUCGUUGCGAAGUGGCUGUUCAGCACGGGCGUCUUGCCCGCCUCCGUCUUCGACGCUGCUGUCGGUGCGCCGUGUUGCUGCGGCUAGUGCCGCGGGGGCCGAGCACGGCCGUUGCUGCUUGGCGACGGUGCUGCAGGCGGUGUACGGAGUGGCUGGCCGUGGCAUCGACAUGAGGGGGCAGCUGCUCAAGGAGUGGGUCGCCCUCUGGCUGGCUCAGCCAGCGCUGCAUCCCAGGAUCUUCAAGGCCUGGCCGCAGGCGACGCUCAACCAGGCGGGGUGGGACCCGCAGUCGCCUAAGGACAUGCUCGGCGCCGUCAUGGGUGACCGCUUGUGCAAGCAGUGCCAGCAGGCCGCCUGGCACAAUGCUGGCGAGGACCUGUCAG
Molecule: messenger RNA, 682 nt
Organism: Prorocentrum cordatum
Lineage: Eukaryota; Dinophyceae; Prorocentrales; Prorocentraceae
Source: the annotation of a GenBank genome assembly